AUGAGCCGAAAGUUCAAGUCCCAGGCCUCCAGCGCUCGCGCCGCUUCUGCAGCCUUCGGAUCGUCCUCGUUUGGCUUCGCUGCGCCUUCUGCAGGCUUUCAGACUGCACCCUCGUCCCUUUCGUACAUUGCGGAGCAACCAGACCUAACCGCAAUCUCGGACCCUCAUCUGCUCGUCGCUUUCAGAAACCUUGGGAAGAAGGACAGCACAACCAAGGCUAAGGCUCUUGAGGAGAUACAAGACUACGUUGGAACCGCGGCAUCCAACAACGGAGGAGAUGCGGGUUUGCUAGAGGCAUGGCUCAGCCUUUACCCGCGCACCUCCAUCGACAAUUCGCGACGAGUCCGUCAGCUCGCCCAUACCAUCCAGGGCUCCAUCACAUCUCUCUAUGGAAGGCGAAUCGCGCCCUCUCUGCAGCGAGUAAUCGGACCGUGGCUUUCCGGUGUCUAUGACAGUGACACAGCUGCUGCAAGGGCUGCCCAAGAUUCUAUCGCUUCGUCAUUCCCGACAGAUGAGAAGAGGCGGGCACUAUGGAAAGUGUACAGCACGACGCUGGUGGACUAUGUUGAAGAUGCAAUAUUCUCUCAAACGCCCAAAACCUUGAGCGACGAGCGGUCAACAACUCCAGAAGAUGCCGAAGCAAAGUUUGUUCGCGUGGCUGGGAAUGCUAUGUAUACGUUGAGCCAGGUUAUCAGAACAAAUCUAUCGGACGCCGGACCCGAGCAGUCAGACAUUCGGGGACGGAUCGAAACGACAGUACGGAAUAAGCAGCUUUGGGAAUACUCCUACCAUCAAGAUCCCAGCCUGCGCCGGGCUGCAUGCAGCUUGGCCCUAGUCUGUUCCCAAGUCUUACCCUCGGGUCUGGACUGGAAAGUCAUAAGCUCUUGCUUUGUGGGUAAAGCGCUACACUCCAGUCAGCUAGGCUCUUCGGGUCGAUUUUCUGAAGCCAUCUUGUCCCUCACGACCACACGACCAGAGAUCUGGACAGCAGACUACACUUCCAAGACUUCGGCCUUCAAACGACUCCUCCAGUAUCUCAGACGGGGAUCCCAGAGAGGUUCGGCAGAUUUCUGGACCAACACUUUCCAUCUGCUCUUGAAGGUUCCUCCGGAACUGUUAUUUGAAGCCAACAGUGUGGGCGCAAGUGAUCUACAGGCGACGGAGGCUCUUGUAGAAGCAGUAAAAGAAGGCAUCUCCCACGCUGAUGAGCCUAGACAGAACCUGGACACAGCAUGGUCAGUCUAUAUCCAGAUAUCGUUCUGGCUCAUGGAAAAGAUCGACCAGGAAGACGCCCAAUCUACUUUCUUUUCUCAACAUUUGUUACCGCUUCUUCUCCGCCAUGUAUUUCCAGACUCUCAAACAAUCUCGCGGGCGAUCAGCCCCUCCACCAGUGCGAAGAUUUCCAGCACGGUCCUUGGGGAACUUCUGCGGCGGAGUUCAAGAUCUCUCUUUGCGACUGCCUGGGGCCAGCUAUGCUCGAAAUUCGUCGAUAACAUGAAAAUGUCGUUACCUGAAUCCUCUAAGGAUUUCAUAAAAUCCCAGGACAAUGUGAUUGCGGAGGUAACACGACUUUUUGAGCUCAAAGCGGUUGUGGUCCGGACCACCACUCUUGAUCCUACAGUGCAGACAUAUGCGAAAGAAGUACUGCAGGCCGAAGACAAGAAAUUAGCCACUGCUGCCAUUGAUAUAUUAAAAUCUCGUAACGGCAAGCCCUAUGGAGCUGCAUUCACGCUCCGAGACAUCGCCUCGUCCGAUGAUUCGUUGGAGACAAGGAAUCUGUCGGUCAAGUUUUUAGAGUCUGAUGGUCUAGAGCUCUUGAGCAGCCCUUCUGCUGAGUUCCUGGCGACUCUUACGUUUCGUCUGAAUCAAGAUCUAGCGCCAUCAAUCUCACGUCUACUAAGCCUUGAUGGGAACACCUUUGCGACCAAAACUAUCGCAACUCUCUUAAAAGAGAUAUCGGCGCUUGAGAUCUCGAAGCACGAAGAUUUACAAACAUUUAUCCUGGAAAAGAUCUCUCGCCCCACAGGAGAUAGUCAUGAGCAGGAGAUAAUCUCGACCGUGUUCCAGAACCCUCAACUUCGGUCUUCCCACUUUCGACAACUCUGCGAGGACAGGCUACUUGAGCAUCUGUCUCCGCAGACAGCGCCAGCCCUACAGCAUGCUACUCUUGGCCUGCUCACUCACCUGUUGACCAACACUACGCAGAAGCCGCAAACCUUCUUGGAACAGUUUGACAGUAGCCUUCUCUUUUCCAAGGUCCUUGUACUGUCUGAUUCAGACAACACCGAGACUGCUGAGCUUGCCACGACACUGAUGUCGAAGCUUAAAAAGUUGCCUUCGAGUUCCAAUUCCGUUGCUGAAUCCGUGACGACAGUUGUAGCUGACCAGCUCUCCGGAAAAGGCAUUCCCCUUUCGAUCUUCGCAUUGAUCGAUCUGGCUAAGGACACCCUCAAAGAUCGUUCACCAGACAAGUUUGGAAGUGAGCUUCUUCCAUCCGAAUCACAGUGGAAAAGCGCACUGGCGCCGCAUCUGUCAAUGCGGCGACCGCGUUGUCUGACCAUUACCAGUCCACUCCAUGGCUUACUAUAUUUGGUUGAUGAUGGUCCUGCAGCUCGAUCCUCAGAUGUUUUGCGUGAUGCCGAUGACUUUUCUCUCUUGUUCAGACUGGUCUUAUAUUCUACCCGGUUACUCAGGGAGUCCGAAAUCCUGACUCGCCUCUCCGACAUGGAUUUGCAAACGUUAUACACCUUCUACGUGCUAUCGCUGCAGCUGGUCAAUGAGAAAAUGACAAUGGAAUCAGCAAACGACAUUUGGCUGAAUACCAACCAGGAGGUUGUGGAUGAAGUUGCCGACACUCUUUCUCAGGGCAAUGCAUUGAUCCAGCAAUGGAUUGUGGACGACAAACUGAUAAAAUCAUGGAUGCAACGUAUCCGGUCUGUCACUGAUCUGACACCUUAUUCUUACCUCCAAGGUUUGGCAUUCGCAGACGUUGCAUCACGCUUCGUGGACAGUCAUGGCCCCUCCCUGAUUCUGGCUGAUUUCGAGAGGGAGAUCAAGGACUUAUACAGGUCGCCAGAGUUGAUACGCUCCGCAAGUUUGAUAUCUUCUUGUCGUGAUCAACUCCUUGGCUCGACGCAGGGUCGAAGGCUGGUCAAUGAGCUUGUUGCUGCAUGCACCGACGUAAAAGCUUCCAACGACUCCGUCUCAUCGAUGCGAAGUCUAGUCUUGUUAGAUUUAUUGGUGAACAGCGACCCGGAGCCCCUGGAGGCUAUUCCGAACCAGAGAAUGGUGUUUCUCAUGCAGUCACUUGUGCGUUUGCUGGAUCCCUCUUCAGCUGACCUUCCUCUCCAGACUCUGGCCUUAAAGCUUCUGGAUCCAGUGUUGGCUAUCACCAGAGACAUUUAUGGAGAGCACUGGGAGCAGAUGUUUGGCUAUCUGGCUGCAGUCUGGGACGAGGAGCGUGAUCUGGAGGAUGAUCUCCCGAUGAUCCACGCGUCACUCCGACUUCACGGGCGACUCGAAACUCUGGCAAAAGGUGACGACAGCAACGAGGACCUCUCGGAUGCGUACAAGGUGGCUGAGGCAUCGCUUGAGCGAGGGCUCCUUCGCUGCCUACAGAAUUUUCGCGUUUCUGAUGCGCAUUUGAAUCAACCUCGUCGAAUCACCGCCGAACUCCUUCGUAGACAGCUGGCACAGGUGUCUGUACCGCAUGACCCGAGUCUUUACUCGCUCCUCUCCUCGACAGAGGACGCAGUCCGACGUGCUGCCUACGAUCUUCUCCAUCGGUCUAUCCCGAAAGCUCAAGAGCAAAUCUCCAUUGACAUAGCCCUGGAAAAGAAAGAUGCUCAUCUGCCGGAAGAACUUUUGUCGCUACUAGCGAAUGGUCCUAGAACUCAAGAUGCCGGUGGAAUGAUUCGACAGAGCUAUCUCCUUCAGUGGCGACUAGCCUUCGAUCACUUCACCAAUGCUUCCUACAGACUCCAGGAAAUGUAUAUGGCAGAUAUCAAAGAGAGUGGCGUCAUCAUAAAUCUGCUUGAUCUCAUCUGUGAGAUUUGCCGCAUAACUAGCGGCAGGCCAUUGGAUGCUUCCAAAAUAGAUUUGACCAACUUCGAGUACGGCCAUGCCGAGUCUGAUGAGCAAGAGGAACAACGACUGAGUAUACACCUUUACUAUUGCUGUUUGUUCUAUCUCCCCAGCCUCACGCGAAGCUGGUUCGUGGAGCAGAAGAACAGAGUGAAGUCUCCGCUGGAAAGCUGGACACAGAAAUACUUCUCGCCAUCUCUGGUGUUAGCUGCCUCAUCAACGGUUACAGAGUGGGCGGCAAACCAAUCACAAGACGAAAGUGAAGCCGCAGUCAGCGUCAAGACAUCAUUGAGCGGGUCCGAGAUUGUGGCAUCGAUCGCCAUUGAUCCAGAGUCUCCUCCCAUUGCCAUCGCCAUUUCUCUGCCUCCGACAUAUCCUCUCGAUGCUCCGACGGUGGAAUCCCGAACUCGAGUUGGGGUGUCGGAGAGGAACUGGCAGUCGUGGCUCCGAACCUUCCAGAUCAUCAUUUUCAGCAGUGGAAGCAUCAUCGAAGGCCUCAUCGCUCUCCGUCGAAACGUUCAGGGGGCUUUGAAGGGGCAGAGUGAGUGCGCCAUUUGCUACAGCAUCAUCGGUACGGACAUGCAAACUCCCAAUAAGCGGUGCGGGACUUGUCGCAACACUUUCCAUGGGGCGUGUCUGUUCCGAUGGUUCAAGAGUUCCAACAGUUCAAGCUGUCCUCUGUGUCGAAACAACUUUAAUUAUGCAUGA
Molecule: messenger RNA, 4791 nt
Organism: Exophiala spinifera
Lineage: Eukaryota; Fungi; Ascomycota; Eurotiomycetes; Chaetothyriales; Herpotrichiellaceae
Exons: 2
Coding region: 1-4791 (1596 amino acids)
Biological process (GO): rescue of stalled cytosolic ribosome; ribosome-associated ubiquitin-dependent protein catabolic process
Cellular component (GO): RQC complex; cytosol
Molecular function (GO): zinc ion binding; ubiquitin protein ligase activity; ribosomal large subunit binding
Source: RefSeq, a predicted model, not a curated record